AUGGUCAAGACAUCCAUGUCUUGUGGCACCGCAAGUAAGUUAUAUUUUUUUUCAAUCAAAACGCUGUUUUUAUGUCUUCGGGGUGAGGGAGAUUGGAUCUGAAUUGGAAAUAUACUGCUUUCACCUAAUUUGCAUUUAUUGUGUUGAAUUCAUUUCAGCCCCAAAGAAAUCGUCGGCGAACAGAAGGACAAGUAUGAAGAUUAUGAGAAGAUUGUUGGGACGGAAGAAGGAUCCAGAGGAAGAAGACUUCAAUCUGGAUAGUGUAUCGGCAACUCAUGUGAGUACUGGCACAUCGCCAAGAAGAAGGCCAAACAGUGUUUAUGAAGGUGAGUGUUUUCUGUUUCACUUUUCACACAGAGAAACAGCUUCUUUUAUGAAAAUCUUAUUCAUGAGAUUAUCAUGAAUAAGAUUUUCUUUUGUGUCUAAUAUACCUUUUUCAGCCGGAUUCUCAAGUCCACAGAACCCGAGGUUCUUCAAUCAAAGGUAUCCUUUAGAAUGGGUUAACAGCCAAAGUAGUAAGUUGUCAUUUUAGAAGAAAUGGGUUUUUAAUUAAGGUCCUUUGCGUACGAAAAGGGUUUGUAUGACUGACUGAAGGGCUCUUCCCAGUUCUCAAGCUCGGAUGUCAUGAUUUAUAUCUGCGCAGUCUAUAAUUGCAACAGAUGCAGGCCAGAGUGAGUGAUGUCUCUGUUUUUGAGGCCGAUGUAUUUUUAAAGAGGAAGGAGAAGAUGGGGGCUAAUUUCUGUGUUUGGGUCAGGAGAGGGCUAUCAGAUAUGCGGGGUUUGUCUCGGAAACGUGUCGGCAUUAUUCAUAGGAAGGUCGCCGAUUUGACAGAGUGCUCAAAGUCUUGGCCGUUCAUCUGUUUGUCCUUAAUGCAGCUCAGGUGGAGUGACCCCACUCUUGUCUCUCGCUAUUCAGAUAUCUAAGAGAAUAUGUUUGGGCCGAGUUUUCGAGUCAUUUGAUAGCCGUUAUCCAGUGUCCGCAUGUUAUUCUUGUUGUCCCCUGCUUGUAGUUGUCAGUCCGAUUGAAAUUCGAAUUGAAUUUGGGCCUCCAGAUGUUCGUUCGGUGGUCGACAGUCCGUUUGCUCGGCCUGUGACAGUGUUUGGAGACCGGAUAUUAGACUUGCUCUUCACCCCGGACCUCUCUCACUGUUCUCUGCAGAUUAUUUGA
Messenger RNA from Bursaphelenchus xylophilus (pine wood nematode), 1167 nucleotides. Lineage: Eukaryota; Metazoa; Nematoda; Chromadorea; Rhabditida; Aphelenchoididae. The record is from the annotation of a GenBank genome assembly.